AUCAUCAUUCCACACUCAACGGUAACGAUUCCUUUCGCGCAGUCAAAGGACACUCGUUGGAAUAUACACGAAAAAAAUAAUAAUUCUAGAAAAAAGAAUACAACAACAACAAAUCCCUCUAACCAAAAUCAGAACAAUAACAUUACACAAAUACAAUCCACAUCCAUCAUCACCACCACGUCACCAAAAAAAAUUAUACCAUCAUCGCCAAAUACUUCAACUUCAACCAUUUAUCGACAGGACUCUACUACAUCGCCUGGCAGCAGCAGCAGCAGCCACCGAUCGAUCAUUGAUUAUCGUCGUAAUCCAUCAAAGACUGCAAUUACGGCUAAUUACAGAAGUAGUGACGAUACCUCCUUUUUGACAUCAAAAACUAAAACUUUUAAAACCUCACCCUCCUCUUCCUCUGAUCGUAUUUUUGGUACACAAUUUCCAAAAACCAUAAAUAUUGAUCCAUUAAUAAGUCCCGUUUCGCCGUCGUCGUCUGCCACGCUAACGACGGCAAUCGAAAAUAAUUUCAAGCAAGCAACAUUGCUAAACAGUGGUAGCCAAUUGUUAACGGCCAGUGAGACUUUUCAAAAUUUAAAAAAUUUAGUUAAAAUCGAUACAAAGCCUACAAAUACCAAUAAUAACAACGGCAAUAACACUCAUAACAACAACAAACAGUAUUUGAAUUUUAAUCGUCAAUUACAACAAUCAUCUUCGGUAAAUUCAAUUGGUGGUAACACUAAACAGAAUAACGGUAAUAGUAGCAUCGUCGGCAGUGGCAGCAGCAACUCUGCGAACUUUUCAACCAACUAUAAUAAAAAUUUCGCCAAAAUUCGUCAACACGAUUCAGACGCUUUAAGCCCUCGACCACGACGGCCGUAUCAGAACGAUUCGUCGUCGCGUUACUAUAAUAAAAAUAGUGACGUCAAUGGUCAAGGCCGUUCAAUAAUUGGCGAGCAAACAACCCGUAGCGUUACCUCUGCUGGUGGUGGUAACGGAGGCGAGGGAGGCGGCGGUGGUGGCACUGCUACUAGACGUUCAUACCAAUCGAAUAACUAUCAGCAGCAAUCUGAAUCUUCUUCUUAUUCGUCAUCGUCCUACAAUAACAACAGAAAUUCAAACGAUUACAACAAUAGAAGCGGUGGGGACAACAAUAGCAACUCCUACAAUGGAGGACUAGGUGGUGGUAGAUCAUCUCAAAGAUCGAAUUCCCCAUACGGUGGUAACAGCAGCAGCGGCGGAUAUCGUCAAUCGAAUCGUUAUGAUAAUAAUAGCUCGUCCGGUGGUCGACAUUAUGGUGGUGGCGGAGGCAGCAGCAGCAACAAUGCCUCAACAAAUGGAAAUGAUUCUUCAACAAAAGAUGGUGGUUACCAAUCUAAUUCGUACAACAGCAACUAUUCCAAUUCCAACUCGUAUUCUUCAUCUUCUGGCGGCGGUGGCAAUGUAAGUGGCAGUAGUGGCAACCGUAAUAACAACUAUCGCAACGAUCGCAAUUCAGACUAUAGUGGUCGCAGCAGUAAUAACGAUUUUGACGAUUCACGUUCAUUAAAUUCACGUUAUAACAACAAUAGUAAUUAUAAUAGAAAUUAUAAUAAUUACAAUAAUAGUGGUUACAACAAUAAUAGCAAUAGUAAUAGUCUCGAUCGACGUUAUUAUAAUAAACAACAAGGAGGUGGUGGUGGAGAAGACCAACAACAACAACAGCAACAACAACAACAACGUGGCGGCAGUUACAAUAGCCGACCAUCUAAUAACUCGUCUUCAUCAACAACAGCUGCAGCUGGCGGUGGUGGAGAAUCAUCAUAUUUAGUUGAUUCAUCGUCAUCUUCAUCGUCUUCGACAACAACACCUGUUUCAGCUUCAUCAUACAAUCGUGGCAAUAACAAUUAUAAUAAGAAUGCUAGCGGAAGUGGAAAUUUGACAACCGGAGGAGGAGGUGGAUCAUCGCCAACAGCAUCUAUUGCUGGAGCUGGCAACUCAUCGUCAUCACGUGCAAUUUCACCAGCUACACCAGCACCGCCAUCAUCUGGACGUUGGGUACCACCAUCGCUAAGGCCACAACAUUUGCUUUCACAAAAUGAAAAGAAUGAUGCUGUUUUUAGAAGGGUUCGUGGUAUUCUCAAUAAGCUUACACCAGAAAAAUUCCAAGAGCUAAGCGAUGAUUUAUUAAAAUUAGAUUUAAAUUCAGCAAAUAUUUUGAAUGGUGUUAUAUUGCUUAUAUUCGAUAAAGCCCUCGAUGAGCCAAAAUACUCGUCUAUGUAUGCACAAUUAUGCAAACGACUAUCCAAAGAAGCGCCAAAUUUUGAAGAAAAUUCAAGCGAUCCAUGCACAUUCUUGCGUUUACUUUUAGCCAUUUGCCGUGACAGUUUUAAUAAUCGUUUAAAACCGACUGAAUUAAUAAGCGAUAAUAAUGCCAGCGAUAAUGCUACAGGCAGCGCCAGCAACACUAACUCAUCAUCAAACAAUGAAACAACCGAAAAACAUCAACUCACCCAAGAGGAGGAGGAGAAACGCCAUUUGGCCAAACAGCGAAUGCUCGGUAAUGUUAAGUUUAUCGGCGAACUCAAUAAAUUGGAAAUGCUUUCGAAGAAAAUUCUACAUCAAUGCAUACAGCACUUGUUGGACAAAAAGAAAAAACGCACCACCACCCAGCAGGAGAUGUGCGAAGAUAUGGAAUGUUUAUCCCAGUUACUUAGAACUUGCGGAAAGAAUUUGGAUAAUACAGAACAGGGCAAAGACAUGAUGAAUCUUUACUUUGAGAGACUGGAACGACGAUCUAUAUCGACUGAGUAUCCUCCAAGAAUUCGCUUCAUGCUGAAGGAUGUCAUCGAAUUGCGUGCUAAUAAUUGGGUACCUCGCAAAGUGGCUACCACUGAGGGUCCUGUACCAAUUAAACAAAUUCGAACCGACGACGAUACGCCUAUCCGAACGCCAUACGCUAAUCGCAAUCGUGAUAUGCGCAAUAACGAUCGUGAUAAUGACAAUUGGAUGAAUCGAUUCCCAUUGAAUCUUCAACCUGGCUUCAAUGAUAUGUUUGGCAGUUUAAGUGUCAGUGGAUCAUCUCCAAUAAUGUCACCUGGCUAUAAUAACAAUCGCCAAUACAACAAUCAAAGAAACAAUCAAAACAACCAUCACAACAAUUAUAAUAAUCGCUACAACAAACACAACAAUGGACAGCAUAAUAACAAUGGUGGACAGCAUAAUAAUAACAUGCACAACAACCAAUCAUCACAGUAUAACCAAAUGUUAAACAACAAAGAGUUAGCGCCACGUUUCAAGAGCAAGUUGAUGUCGGCCAAUCAAGAUGCGGUCGAGAACUUGCAAAUGCGACCGGCUGCCAACAGUUUGUUGUUUAAGGUUGCUGUCCAAAAUACUAAGCAACCACCAAUGCUACCGAUGUCAUCAUUGCCACCACAAAGCGGUGGAGGCAAUGGUCAACAGACUGGUAAUUCGUCGGCGUCCUCAUCGACGUCACAAUUAUCAGCAAAUCACUAUCCUUUGUUGGCAACACCAGCAUCGUUGAACCAAAAUCGACCAAGCUCAACACCAUCGAGCGAAUAUCAAUACUCGGCUGAGUCUGAUUCAGCAAAGCCUGCACCAACGAUUACAGAGAAGGUACUAAAAUCGAUUGCGUCAUCGCCAAACUUUAGUACUGCGGCUAAUUCAGGCAGCAAUGAUGAUAUCAGUGCUCAAUCAAGCUCCCAAUCGAACAAGAAAUCAAACACUGAUGGAGCAGAAGGCAAUUCCAAUAAACAAGGUCCAUCUGAUAAGAACUCUGGACCAGCGCCAUCUAGUGGAGCUACCAAGCAAGCUAAGAAGGACAAAGCAUUCAAUAAAGAUGAAGUUCUCAAACGAACAAGUGGUUUCUUCAAAGAAAACUUCUACACCAACGACAAGGAAAUGAGUGACUUGAUUGAGGAAUUUGUUCAACUGAAGGUUCCAGAAAAGUGCAUGAAAGAUGUGUGCAUCAAUUUGAUAAUGGACGUGUUGGACAAAUCAGAUCAGUACUUUGAUCGUUUGAUUGAAUUCCUUCAAUCAUUGCGCAAACAAUCGCUCAUCAAGGCAAAUGUAGUGCUUGAAGUUUUCAAGCAAGUCGUUAAUCGAAUGAAUGAACGUGAAGUUAUUAUUCCACGAAUUGCUACUUUGGUUGCAUGUUUGUUGUCCAAGGCAGUUGCUAGUGCAAAUUUGUUGAAAUUAACCGAAGUUGCUGCUUUCACUGAGAAUGGCCAACAUUAUCCAUUGUUUUUGUUGGUGCUUCAACAAUUGCAUAAAUCUCUUGGUCGUGAUACCUUGGAGGAGAUGUUUAGAGAAAGCAAAAUCGAUCUGAUGAAGAGUCUUCCCGAAACUGAUCGCAAUAAGACUCGUUUGGCUGAGAUUUUGGACGAUCGUUCGUUGGCAUUCUUGUAUCCGCUGUUGAAGGUACAAGCAGAGAUGUUGAAGCAAUUGCAAACUGAUGCAAAUCCACAGGCAUUCUACAAAUGGAUUAAGACUACUGUUGAUGCUAAAUAUUACAAAGAUCCUGGAUUUAUUACAGCUCUAAUGACCGUCAUAUUGAAAUAUAUUACAGAGGAAACAAAACUUGCAUCAUCAACAGAUACAAAGAGGAAUCCAGAAAAAUCAAUGAUUGAAAAGGAAGAGACUCUAUUACACAAAUACUGCCAAAUAUUGGAGACUUUCCUGAAUGGAAACAUCGAUCUACAAUUAAUUGCCCUCUAUGCUUUACAAAUGUUUUGUUAUAAUGCAAAUUUCCCUAAAGGUAUGUUAUGCCGUUGGUUUAAAAAUCUCUAUGAAGCAAGUGUUAUAGAGGAAGAAGCAUUCUUGCUAUGGAAAGAAGAGAUCUCAGACAAGUAUCCAGGAAAAGGAACUGCACUGUUCCAGGUGAACAAUUGGCUUACUUGGCUCGAAGAAGCUGAGUCUGAAGAUGAAGAAGAUUAAAAACAAAUAAUACAAACAAAAAUAAAAAACAAUUUCUAACUAUAUAUCAGUUAUAUUGGAUACAAUUCUAUUAAAACAAAUAAUAAUAUAUACAAAAACAAACAAAACAACAAAAAAAUAUAAACAAAAAAAAAAACGAUUAAAAAUUCAAUUAAAUUUCAUAUAAAAAAAUGAAAAAUUUUCUAUAAAAAAGCAAAAAAAAAAAAACUUGCAAGGUCAAGAAAAUAAAAUUUUAAAUUAUUUAUACAUUUCUAAAUUCAAAAUAAUACAUAAAUUAAACAAUUUAUUUCAGACAAAAAAAAAUAAAAAAAAAUAUAAUUAUUGAUUUCUAUUUAUUUCCUUAAAUUCGUUUCUCAAUUUUUCUCUCUUUCUGUUUUUGUAAGUAAUUUUUUUUUUUCGUUCUAUUUUUAUAAACAUUUAUUAUUUAAUAUAUAUAUUUAAAAAAAAUGUGCAAACAUAUUUGUCUCUGUUUUAAUUUUUUUCUUUUUUUUUUAAUAAUGUUUAAAAUUUUCUUCUAUUCUAUCGAAUAGUAUUUCUAUAUUGCGAAUUUUGUUAAAAUAUUUUAAAAUGAAAUCAAUUAUGUUAAUGCAAAAACAAAAAAAAAAAAAAUAUGAAACAACAAACAAACAAAAAAUUAAUCAACUUAUUUAUCACAAAGUUAAAUUCAAACAAAACAAAAAAAAAAAGAAAACAUACAAAAAAAAAUAUAAUAAUCAUAAGAAAACAAAAAAAAAUAUAUACAAAAAAUAAUUAUGUAGACAUUUUCGUUUAUUUCUCUGUCCGUGUAUCUCUCUGCUCGUAUUUAUUUCUUGAGAAAUAAUUCAAUUUCUCAAGAUUAAUAUAAAAGAAAACAAACAAAAAAUCAUUAUAAACAAAAUUCAAUAUUCAAAAAUAAUGCAUGUUUAGAUGGAAGUCAUUUAAAAACAAACAAAAUAAUCAACUGAGUUUUUCAUUCAAGUGUAGUUUACAAAAAAUAAAAAAAAAUAUCAAAACAAACAAGUAAAAAAAAAACAUUUAAAAUCAAUGAAGUCCAAAAAAACUUAACUUAACGAUUUUAGUUGUUUUUAUCAACAAAUAUUCUUGAUUAGUAUUUCUAAAUGAACUGGAAUUGUUUCAUUAACACGCUUUUUAUGAAAUCUUGCUUUUCGUUAUUUGAUUUUGCCGAAUCGAUUGGGAUUCAAAUAACAAAUUUUUUGAAUUGUGAGAUCUCAUUAUAGUACCCAACCCGAACAAAAUUUACACAAUGAAUUUGAAAUACAAAAGUAAAA
This is a messenger RNA of Episyrphus balteatus (marmalade hoverfly), 6191 nucleotides long. RefSeq names its product eukaryotic translation initiation factor 4 gamma 2 (gene NAT1). Gene Ontology annotation, cellular component: eukaryotic translation initiation factor 4F complex. The transcript has 5 exons. NCBI's taxonomy places the organism in Eukaryota, Metazoa, Arthropoda, Insecta, Diptera, Syrphidae. The annotation marks the transcript as partial. Gene Ontology annotation, molecular function: mRNA binding; translation initiation factor activity; protein binding. The record is from RefSeq and is a predicted model, not a curated record.